GCAUGACAGUUACUGGAAAGCAGUUGAAUCAAAGCAAAAUCGAGAUUUCAUACAAGGAGUGAGACACUCCUGACAGCGUGCUGAAGGAAAGCUGAAGGAGCUGCAAUCAGCCUGAACUCUGAGAUUUAAGGUGAUCUUGCUCACCUGGAAGCUGCUGACGAAAGCAUGGACGUGGACAUCGAGGGGAUUAUCCAGCGCAUCAAGCAGGGGGAUGAGAACGGUGUUCAGAUGCAACUGCAGGAGUUCAACAAAGAGUACGCCCAGUGCUUCUUCUUUGAUGCAGACGAGAGGGAGAAAAGGAGGCAAAGAAAACUAGAAGAGUUCAGGAAGAAUAAAGUGAGGGACUGUGCUGAUUCUGACUCCGACAAUGAUGACUUUGAGCUGGAAGAUCGAGGUCUCAUCCUCAGACAGAAUUUAGCUGUCGUCAUUGUGAGGUUCAUGAGAACAGGAGUCAAACGCAGUCUGCUCAGAGUAUCUCUGCACUCACUAAGGAUCCUGACCAGGGACAAAAGGAUCCUGGGCCAUCUGGUGACAGACAGCACUCUGCUGACAUUGGCCAAACUGGCCGGCCUGACUACAAAUGAUGCCAGUGAGGAAGUCAACGACCCUGAUUCUGAUUUCUACGACAACAUCAUUGCAUCCCUCGCACAGGCCAAACUGCUGCAGAGGUGUGCUGAAGAGGAUGAGUGCGAGGGUGAGGCCAUGGACCCACUGGAGGAGUUCCCUGCUGUGGAUGAGGACUCCAAGAGCGUCACCAGCAACGUUUACGGUGGCGAUCUGGACAGCAGCAGCUGGUUUGGAAGUCACAGGACCAGCAUCAACGAAAUGCACAAAGGGAACAUCCACCAGAAGGUGCUGGAGCGAGGGAGGAGAGACCGCAGAGAGAGCAAGAUGGAAGGGGAAGGAGAGGAGGAGGAAGGGGAGCAGGGAGAAGAGUUGCUGAAGAAGGAGGCCAUGAAGGUUCUGUGUAAUGUGGUGUACAACAGCACCUGGGCUCAGGAGAGGUUCAGCGCUCUCAGGCUUCUGAGUGGUCUCAUUGAGUGUCUAUCCUCCAGCGUCAACUGGCCAUCUCCCUCCAGCGUUCAGUUCUACGAGCUACGCCUCAUGUUCCUCAUCACUGCACUAAGACCCGAACUCAGUGCUCAGCUUAAACAGGAGGGCGGGGUUCCCAUCCUCACAGCAGCCCUGGAGAGCUGCCUGGAGGUCCAGUGGAAGGAACCAUACGAGUGUGUGCUGGAGCCCGUGGCUCCACCCAUCUCUCCGGAAGCCUCGCAGCGCAUCGUAGAGAUCCUCAAAAUCCUCUUCAACAUCACAUACAGGACCCACAAGCAGGAACCAAGUGAGGACGAUGCGGCUCUUUACCGACACCUUGUGGCCAUUCUGCGUCUCUGCUUGAUGAGGAAGUGUGUGCUGCCUGAGGACACCGACGAGUUACAGGGUCACACAGUGAACCUGCUGACGGCGCUCCCUCUCCAGUGUCUUAAUGUGCUGCUCACACUGCCUCUGGAGCCAGAAUCCAAGCGAAGUCUGGGAGUCAACAUGGACUGUGUCCACACACUGCUGAUGUUCAUGGAGAGGCGUCUGGAGGCGGGGGAUAGAGUCAAAGAGAAGCUGACACCAAUCCUCAAUCUGCUGACAGAGAGCUGCAGGGCCCACAGAGAAACUCGCCUGUUCAUCAGGAAACAUAUUCUUCCUCCUCUGAGAGAUUUAUCCCAAAGACCAGAGGAAGGAGACAUGGUAAAAAGUCGCCUGGUUCGUCUCAUGACUCAUUUAGACACAGACCUUAAACAUUGUGCUGCUGACCUCCUCUUUGUCCUCUGCAAGGAAAAUGUGCGGCGUUUUGUCAAGUACACUGGCUACGGCAAUGCAGCGGGUCUGCUGGCCACAAGGGGACUGCUGGGUGGUCAGGGUGCCAGGAGCUCCAUCUCCGAAGCCCAGUACUCCAGCGACUCGGACUCGGACACAGAGGAGUACCGGCAGGUCAAAGACCGUGUCAACCCUGUGACGGGGCGGGUGGAGGUGGAGCAGCCGAACCCCAUGGACGGCAUGACAGAGGAAGAGAAGGAGGAAGAGGCCAGGAGGCUGAUCAUGAUCUUCAACAAGCUGUCCAAAGAUAACAUCAUCCAGCCGAUGGGAGUGGAUGAGGAGGGGAAGCUUGUCCCGAUGAAGGGUCUGGAGGAAAAUCCUCUCUCAGAGGAAGCAAAGUCUGAGUCGGACAACGAGGCAGAAUCAGACAAAGAGGACUGAGACAUGUUAAAUCACUUAAUUCACUUUAUUGGUUGGGUUUUGUAAACAUCCCAUUACUUAGGUUUGGUUGGUACAUAAACUGAAUGCUGUGGUUGGAAACCCAGAGAGAAAAACAGAUAAUCAUUGUUUGACUGUGACUGAAAUCAAGAAAUAAUGACUUCAGACUAAAAAAACAAAUGUAGAGCAGCUUUACCACUGGUCUGACUUAAGAUUACUGUUCUUAUUUGUGUUGUAGUUCCUGAGGAGAAAUCAAUUUCAUCAUGAUUAUAAUAUCAGUGUUUCAUUAAAGCGCAUUCCUUCUAUUAAAAAUACUCAGCCCUUUCAAAAUCAUUGCAGUAUUUCUUAAUAUGCAACAUCCGAGAGGUUCCAAACAUGUGAGACGAAUCCUACAGCAUACAGCAUAUAUUAUAUGGUACAGACUGUGACGUCUUGUAGGAUAAUAUGGAGCACAUAUGCAAUUUACAUUUUUAGUAUAUGUAAAACCCAUUGAGAUAAAUUCGUCUUUUACUGCAGCAACACAAUCUCGCAUCAAGAUUUCUUUAAAAAUUCAACCUUUAAGCUCACCAUGAAUGCCUGUUGAUGCAUAUUCAACACACGGCAAGGAUCAUAUUAGAAAUUUGCCACCCACUAGUGGUUGCUGUGAAAGUUAUUUCAUUUGAUGCCUAAUUUAGAUUGUUUGGAUAAUAAAUACUAAAUUCGUAUCUUA
Molecule: messenger RNA, 2953 nt
Organism: Girardinichthys multiradiatus
Lineage: Eukaryota; Metazoa; Chordata; Actinopteri; Cyprinodontiformes; Goodeidae
Product: synembryn-A
Exons: 14
Coding region: 166-2247 (693 amino acids)
Biological process (GO): G protein-coupled receptor signaling pathway
Cellular component (GO): cytoplasm; plasma membrane
Molecular function (GO): guanyl-nucleotide exchange factor activity; G-protein alpha-subunit binding
Source: RefSeq, a predicted model, not a curated record